Messenger RNA from Cokeromyces recurvatus, 1336 nucleotides. RefSeq names its product DHBP synthase RibB-like alpha/beta domain-containing protein. Lineage: Eukaryota; Fungi; Mucoromycota; Mucoromycetes; Mucorales; Mucoraceae. Gene Ontology annotation, cellular component: cytoplasm. Gene Ontology annotation, biological process: regulation of translational fidelity. Gene Ontology annotation, molecular function: double-stranded RNA binding; nucleotidyltransferase activity; tRNA binding. The record is from RefSeq and is a predicted model, not a curated record. The coding region runs from base 6 to 1262 and encodes 418 amino acids. The transcript has a single exon.
CUUAAAUGCAGUUUCUUUUUAGGACUGCUUCUACACAUCUUUUUCAACGCUCUUUUUAUUCAACUAUGUUUGAUACACAAGUAUUAAAAGUCGUUCCAGAAAAUUUUACCUUUAAAAAGUCCAUAGGAACUGAUGAAUUCUCUGAAUUAAAUGCGAACAGUGUCAUUAGUACCAAAAACGAUAAGUUAGCCAUUGAGAAAGCAGUCGAGUGGUUAAAGAAAGGUGAAGCAGUUGGUAUUCCUACAGAAACUGUCUAUGGUCUUGCUGCUAAUGCACUUGAUGCAAAUGCUGUUUCAAAAAUUUUUGCUGCUAAAAAUCGUCCUCAAGAUAACCCAUUAAUUGUCCAUGUGUCAUCGAUCAACAUGUUAAAGAGUAUCUUACCUGACAACACAAUUCCUGAAGUUUAUUUACCAAUUAUUCGUAAGCAUUGGCCAGGACCAUUGACCAUCGUUCUUCCUACUUCCCAAUUAAUUCCCAAUUCCGUAACCUGCGGUCAUCCUACUGUUGCUGUUCGCUUUCCUUCACAUCCUGUUGCUCGAAGCCUGAUUGAAGCCUGUGGAUUUCCUUUAGCUGCACCUUCUGCCAAUUCUUCUGGUAAGCCAUCACCUACACUAGCUAGUCAUGUCUACCAUGAUCUUCAAGGUCGUAUUCCGUUCAUUCUUGAUGGUGGAUCAUGCAAUGUGGGUGUUGAAAGUACUGUAUUAGAUGGAUUACGUAAUCCACCUGCUAUUUUGCGACCAGGAGGUCUAACAUAUGAAGAGCUCAAAGAAAUCAAAGGUAUGGAGCAAUUACAGGUAUAUAGAAAAGAUUUUGUAGAUAAAGAAUUAGAAAUGGCACCUACAACGCCAGGCAUGAAAUAUAGACAUUAUUCACCGGAAGCCAUGGUGAUCUUAAUUGAUCGUAAAAGGGAUAGCAAAGAAUUUGAGGAAAAUUUUGAAAAAGCAUGGAAAGAGGAAUUGAAUGCAAUUCGAACAUCAGGCAUGGUUGUGUCCAAGAUUGGUAUGUUGCGUACAACACAAGAAGGAAAGACGGCUACUUGGGAAACAAUAUCUAUGGUGGAUGAUCAAACAAAAUGUAUUUCUCUUCAAAUGGGUCGAUAUGGACACCCUGAAGAAGUUGCUCGUGGCAUGUUUAAAGGUCUUCGUGAAUUAGAUGGACGAUCUGUUAAUGUUAUAUUUGUUGAAGGUAUUCCUGAAGAUAGAGAGGGUAUGGCUGUUAUGAAUAGAUUGAGAAAAGCUGCAACUAAAGUUUUAGAAGUUUAAGUGUAUAUCAUACCAUUGUAAAUUAUCUCCCCCUUCCUUCCUUUAUUAUAAUAUUUAUACAUGUAUAAAAAAAA